Babjeviella inositovora NRRL Y-12698 is the source of this 1070-nucleotide messenger RNA. RefSeq names its product Rad59p (gene RAD59). Gene Ontology annotation, biological process: double-strand break repair via single-strand annealing; double-strand break repair via homologous recombination; mitotic recombination. Gene Ontology annotation, cellular component: nucleus. Bases 87 to 701 code for a protein of 204 amino acids. The transcript has a single exon. The record is from RefSeq and is a predicted model, not a curated record. NCBI's taxonomy places the organism in Eukaryota, Fungi, Ascomycota, Pichiomycetes, Serinales.
UCGGACGCUGUUUGUAUCGUUUUGGACUUCUCUCGGGUUACUAGAAUUUACUGAUCUGACAUUACAGUUCGUUAAUUUCCUGAGCUAUGACAGAUCAAGCUGUGGUAUGGCACGGUGACGACGUAGCGUCAGAUGACGAAAUCGCCUCUUCUUCCUUUAAAUUAUUCCCCGAGUCCACCAGCAUGGACUUUGGAGACGUUUCUUUGUGGCCAAACCGUCCAGCCAGUAAGUGGGCAGGUAGCAAACUAGGGGCUUUGCAGUUCAAGCUCGAGAAACUAAUGCAGAGGGCUCGGUGCAACAAGUACUCCCGCGAUAACGAUCCCAAAGACUUUCCGAAGCGGAUCAAGGGGUUCCAGGUAAUUCGCCUAGCAAACAGUGUGUUCGGUGUGCACGGCUGGUCGUCAAAAAUCACGUCCCUGAAAACCCUCGUGUGCGAUAUGGACGGAAGCGUUGUCAACUUGGUGGUUGAAGUGACGUUGGCGGUGACGCUCAAGGACGGAACCUUCAACGAAGGCAUAGGCACCGGAUCCAUGACAAACUACCCCGCUGAAAAGAUUGAUACUAAGGGAGCGGUUUUCCAGAUGUGUCGCAAGGAAGCCGUGACCAACGCGCUAAAGACGUGUAUCUUGUCGUUUGGCGAAGACCUUAUGGAAAGAGACAGUGCCCGCGACUUGAAGUUUUUUGACAAUCAAAUUAGAUAGGCGAGAAAGUGGAGGAAAGGUUACCAGGAAUUCUGUCAAUUUACCUGAGUUUCCCCGAUUGAUGCUAUAAAUUAUUGAAGCAUGGUCCUCAAGCCUUGAGACAGCGGGGUGUUAUGAGAUUCAGCUUCCCGCAUACUCACUCUGAAUCCACGUUCCACUCCCGUUGGAACCAAAGGAGGCACAGUGAGGGAGCACCUUGUAUAUGUGUUGAUGCCUGACUUCGCAUGGCAUGUCCGUCGGUGUUUCCGAGAUUUGUCACUAUGAAUUAGAGAACAUCAAACCUGUGUGAGAUCGUCAAACCUGUGAGGCAUGAAAGGAGAAAUAACUUUAUUUUACCGAUAAAUCGUUAGCUAUUCGGGACUAAUCCCA